This is a messenger RNA of Mustela erminea (ermine), 2058 nucleotides long. It is a transcript of the gene F12, whose product is annotated as coagulation factor XII. Gene Ontology annotation, biological process: blood coagulation; zymogen activation. The transcript is spliced from 14 exons. Gene Ontology annotation, molecular function: calcium ion binding; serine-type endopeptidase activity. The record is from RefSeq and is a predicted model, not a curated record. The coding region runs from base 65 to 1912 and encodes 615 amino acids. Gene Ontology annotation, cellular component: extracellular region; rough endoplasmic reticulum. Lineage: Eukaryota; Metazoa; Chordata; Mammalia; Carnivora; Mustelidae.
AACCUUUGACCAAUUCUGCUGACCUGGACUCCUGGGCAAGCAGCUGGACUAACAGACAGACACCAUGAGGACUCUGCUGUUUCUGGGGUCCCUGCUGGGAAGCCUGGAGUCAGCGCUUUUGAUUCCACCUUGGAAAGCCCCCAAGGAGCAUAAGCACAGAAAGGAUGAGCACACAGUGGUUCUCACGGUCACUGGGGAACCCUGCUACUUCCCCUUCCAGUACAACCGGCAGCUGUACCAUAAAUGUAUCCACAGGGGCCGGCCCGGCCCCCGGCCCUGGUGUGCUACCACCCCCAACUUCGAGCAGGACCAGCAAUGGGGAUACUGCCUGGAGCCCAAGAAAGUGCAAGACCACUGCAGCAAACACAGCCCCUGCCAGAAGGGAGGGACCUGUGUGAACAUGCCACAUGGCCCACACUGUAUCUGUCCAGAACACUUCACUGGGAAGCACUGCGAGAGAGAGAAGUGUUUUGAGCCUCAGCUUCUUCAGUUCUUCCACGAGAAAGAAAUAUGGCAUAGGCUCGAGCCAGCAGGUGUGGCCAAGUGCCAGUGCAAGGGUCCUGAGGCCCACUGCAAGCUGCUGGCCACCCAGGUCUGCCGCACCAACCCCUGCCUCAACGGGGGCAGCUGCUUAGAAGCGGAGGGCCACCUACUGUGCCGUUGCCCGGCUGGCUACGCUGGACGCAUGUGCGACGUGGACACUGAGGCGCACUGCUACGAAGGCCGCGGGCAGGACUACCGCGGUAGAGCCGCGACUGCGCUCUCGGGUGCCCGGUGUCGACCGUGGGUCUCCGAGGCCACCUAUCAGAAAGUGACUGCAGAGCAAGAGCUUAACUGGGGAUUGGGCAACCAUGCCUUCUGCCGGUGCUCUGGAUGGGGCGGGAACCCGGACAAUGACACCCGCCCGUGGUGCUUCGUGUGGAGUGGCGACCGGCUGAGCUGGGAAUAUUGCCGCCUGGCACGGUGCCGGGCCCCAAACCUGGCGGCUCCUCAGAACCUGUCUCCAAGCCGGGUUCCCUCUGGGCACCCGGACCUUCCCUUGCCCUCGCUUUUGGCACUGCAGAAGCCUCAGCCCCCGACCCCAGCCUCGGGCGCCACGCCGGAGCAGCCCAUUUCUGUGCCCAGUUCGGGCUGCGGACAGCGGCUCCGGAAACGGCUGUCCUCUCUGAGCCGCGUCGUCGGGGGCCUAGUGGCCCUGCCUGGGGCGCACCCCUACAUCGCCGCGCUGUACUGGCGCCACAAUUUCUGCGCGGGAAGCCUCAUCGCCUCCUGCUGGGUGCUGACGGCAGCUCACUGCCUGCAGAACCGGCCGGCGCCUGAGGAGCUGACGGUGGUGCUCGGCCAGGACCGCCAUAACCAGAGCUGCGAGCAGUGCCAGACGCUGGCCGUGCGCGCGUACAGCCUGCACGAGGCCUUCUCGCCCAUCACCUACCAGCACGACCUGGCGCUGCUGCGCCUGCAGGAGACAGCGGACGGCCACUGCGCGCUCCCAUCGCCUUUCGUUCAGCCGGUGUGCCUGCCGAGCGGCGCUGCCAGCCCAGCCGAGCCCGAGGCCGCGCUCUGCGAGGUGGCCGGCUGGGGCCACCAGUUCGAGGGGGCGGGGGAAUAUUCCAGUUUCCUGCAGGAAGCGCAGGUGCCGCUCAUCCCUUCGGAGCGCUGCUCCGCCCCUGAAGUGCACGGAGCCUCUUUUACCCCCGGCAUGCUCUGCGCUGGCUUCCUCGAGGGCGGCACCGACGCCUGCCAGGGUGAUUCUGGGGGCCCGCUAGUGUGUGAGGACGAUGCCACAGAGAGCCAGCUCAUCCUGCGAGGUAUCAUCAGCUGGGGUUCGGGUUGUGGCGACCGCUACAAGCCAGGUGUGUACACCGACGUGGCCAGCUACCUGACCUGGAUCCAGGAGCACAUCAACUCCUGAGAUUCGUCCAGGGACUCAUCGUUCCCUCCUGAGCAAUUCUGGAACGGAAGGGUGGCUGGCCCAUGAUUAUGGAUGGCAGGGAUUGUGUUCCAUUCCUCUUAGCCCCAGGCCUGGAGUAGGCACUCAAUAAAGUACUUUUGAAAAUG